Rhizophagus irregularis DAOM 181602=DAOM 197198 is the source of this 543-nucleotide messenger RNA. RefSeq lists its product as uncharacterized. NCBI's taxonomy places the organism in Eukaryota, Fungi, Glomeromycota, Glomeromycetes, Glomerales, Glomeraceae. The record is from RefSeq and is a predicted model, not a curated record.
AAAGAAAUAGCAUUAAGAGAUCAACUUAUUAAAGAGAGAGAACAGGUGAAGACCAAUGAAACUGUUAACAAGAUCAUUAAUGGACAAGUCAGGUUGAUUGAGACAUCUUUAACUGAACACGAACAGAUUAUAAAUAGUAAUAACAUUGUUAAGAGUAAGGAUAAAGAAAAAAUUGUAGAAGUUAAGAAAGAUGAAUUAAAAAUUUUACAAAAUAUAGUAGUAGAUACUGAGGAUAAAUCACUAUCAAUAUCUUUAAACACUUCUGAAAUAAAGUGUCAUAGUUUUACUGUAAAAUCAAAUGUACAAAUGAUUAAAAUUUCACCAAAAUUAGCGAUAUGCUCGGCAUCUUUCAAACCACGAAUCAUUAUACAUCAUCAAGGUAGAUUAAUUAAUCAACAUAAUUAUACAGGAAUUUUCAAUAAUCCUUGUAUAAUACUUUUGAGAAAUGGAUUAAAUUAUGUUGAGAUUUUGGUGAAAAAAAAAUUUGAUAUUCAGAGAAUACUGAAAUGAUUGAACUAAGAUUUUCUAAUUUACUUAUAUCAU